AUGGGCAAGAUUGUCUUCUACGAGGACAAGAACUUCCAGGGCCGGCGGUACGAAUGCGACAGCGACUGCUCUGACUUCCACAGCUACCUGAACCGCUGCAACUCCAUCCGCGUGGAGAGUGGCGCCUGGGUGGUGUACGAGCGGCCAAAUUACAUGGGCUACCAGUAUGUGCUGACUAGGGGAGAGUACCCGGAGUACAUCCGCUGGAUGGGCCUCAAUGACCGUCUUUGCUCCUGCAAGAUGGUCCAUUUCGCUAGUGGGACCCAGUACAAGAUCCAGCUGUACGACAAGGGUGACUUUGGCGGCCAGGUCUUCGAAUCAACAGAGGACUGCCCCUCGAUCUCGGAUCAUUUCCGCCUGAGGGAGGUCCACUCCUGCAAAGUCCUGGAGGGGGCAUGGGUCUUCUACGAGCACCCCAACUACCGCGGCCGCCAAUACCUGCUGGAGAAGGGAGAGUACCGCAAACCUGUAGACUGGGGGGCGGUCUGUCCAACGGUACAGUCCUUCCGUCGCAUCACCGAGUGAUCCAGA
This is a messenger RNA of Megalops cyprinoides (Indo-Pacific tarpon), 531 nucleotides long. It is a transcript of the gene crygs2, whose product is annotated as crystallin, gamma S2. Lineage: Eukaryota; Metazoa; Chordata; Actinopteri; Elopiformes; Megalopidae. Bases 1 to 525 code for a protein of 174 amino acids. The record is from RefSeq and is a predicted model, not a curated record. Gene Ontology annotation, molecular function: structural constituent of eye lens. Gene Ontology annotation, biological process: lens development in camera-type eye; visual perception. The transcript has 3 exons.